GUAAGGGGGUGUGUCCGCGCGCACCACGGGGGCGCGCGCCGGCCUCUGACUGGAGGCCGCGGCGGCGGAGGCGCGAGCUGCCCGAUAAUGGCGGCCUGCAGAGCCCGUGAGAGGGAGAAGCGGCGGCGGCUACCCUGAGAAACCUCGACCUUGAAGAUGGUGAGUAGCCAGCCAAAGUACGAUCUAAUACGGGAGGUAGGCCGAGGUAGUUAUGGUGUUGUGUAUGAAGCAGUCAUCAGGAAGACCUCUGCACGGGUGGCAGUGAAGAAAAUCCGAUGCCAUGCACCUGAAAAUGUUGAACUAGCUCUUCGUGAGUUCUGGGCACUUAGCAGUAUCAAGAGCCAACAUCCAAAUGUGAUUCACUUGGAGGAAUGCAUUCUGCAAAAAGAUGGGAUGGUCCAAAAAAUGUCCCAUGGCUCUAAUUCUUCACUUUAUUUACAGCUUGUAGAGACUUCAUUAAAAGGAGAAAUUGCCUUUGAUCCCAGAAGCGCCUAUUACUUGUGGUUUGUGAUGGAUUUUUGUGACGGAGGAGAUAUGAACGAGUAUCUGUUGUCCAGGAAACCCAAUCGUAAAACUAACACCAGCUUCAUGCUUCAGCUGAGCAGUGCCCUGGCUUUCUUGCAUAAAAACCAGAUCAUUCAUCGAGAUCUCAAGCCUGAUAACAUCCUGAUUUCUCAAAGCAGAUUGGAUACCAGUGACUUGGAACCCACACUGAAAGUGGCCGAUUUUGGUUUAAGUAAAGUUUGUUCAGCCUCUGGACAGAACCCAGAAGAACCUGUCAGUGUAAACAAGUGUUUCCUCUCCACAGCAUGUGGAACAGAUUUCUACAUGGCUCCUGAAGUGUGGGAGGGACAUUACACAGCAAAAGCUGACAUCUUUGCCCUGGGGAUUAUCAUCUGGGCGAUGCUGGAAAGGAUCACCUUCAUAGACACGGAAACAAAGAAGGAACUCUUGGGGAGUUACGUGAAACAAGGAACUGAGAUUGUGCCUGUAGGGGAGGCGCUUCUGGAAAAUCCCAAAAUGGAACUUCUCAUUCCUGUGAAGAAAAAGUCUAUGAAUGGGCGAAUGAAACAAUUGAUUAAAGAAAUGCUGGCUGCAAACCCUCAGGAUCGUCCAGAUGCUUUUGAACUAGAACUCAGAUUAGUACAAAUUGCGUUUAAAGAUAGCAGCUGGGAAACGUGACGCAUAUUGUUUGCAAAUACUUGGAUGAUGUGCUGCUUCUGUUUUAACAGUGAUGCAACAUUAUAUGGCUAAAAAAGAAUAUAAAAAGCUAAACACCUUCUAAGGGUUUAGAUUUUAUUGUGGGGUGUUUUUUUUUUUUCCCCUCAGUUUUCUUAAGUCCAAGUUGGCCAUUUUGUUAGUACGUUUUAACUGUGUAUUACCAAUGUGAGUGUAAAUUUUUAAAAUGAUCAUUGGUAGAAGUUUGGCGGGAAAAUUCGCUAAGAGCCAAGAAAAGAAGAGAGUCCAGUUUUCUGGAAAUAGAUCUCUUAAGUAUUUUAGACAUUCCUUGUCAGUAUUAGGAAUUUCCAUGGAAGAAGAGGUUUGCAUGCUGGUAAUGCAACCUUGAAGCUUUGUAAAGGAAACAUAUAUGUAUAUAUUUAUGUAUAUGUAAGUAUGUGAAUGUGUGCAUUUUGCAUUCCAUAUGAAGAAAAUGCCACUUCUGUUUAAAUUAUUUGAUGUAGGUUUGGAUUUUUGAGAUUUGCUGGUGAAAUCAGUGAUGGAAAAUAAAAAGAACCUUCCCUCAUCUUCCUACCCUGUUCCUCCCUCUAAUGAAAUCAUACAGUUUUUUUAUUUUUGUAAUAUUAUAAAGCUUUUUUUUUUAAGCAUCAGUUUGGAGGGUCUAAAAUAUUAAACAUAAAUGAAACUAAGUCAUCCAAAGCUGCUGAAGUAUGUUUGAGCUCUCCAGUGCCCUGUAGCUGCAGGAGUUAAAUUAGUUACGUAGUCAUGUGGUAACAGGUUGACAAGGACGGUAAUGAUUUCAGUCUACCUUUUUUAGGUAACCAAGAAUUCAGUUAACCAUUUAAACCACUGUGUUGGGACAUGUCUGCACUUGAGUAUCUACAACCUGAUAUAAAUCUGAACACAGGAUUCUACUGUUUCUGAAAACUUUGCUAUAUACAAACUAUAAUAAUUGAUAUAUUAAUUUUUGAUUUCAAGACUUUGUCUCAGCUUCAGCAUAAAGUUAAAAAAAAAACCAAAUGAGCUCUACUCUCACAUUGCCUGCCCUGAUAUGGUCUCUUGUUGAAUCACUGGAUUUCCUUUCAUUUUGGCACUGAUGCUGUUUUCUCUUGUCUAAUUUGAGACGGUAAUGGUAGUGACAUGGUUGUCUGAAAUGUUGAUCACCUUUUUUCUAAAGUGGUGAAGAUACUUAAUCAGUUUGACAAAUGGAUAAAAUAUUGUGGCAUCAACUAUAUCUUUCAAAUAGAAAAAUUGAUUGUAUACAAUUACUUGGUAUGGUCUAUGUCAAAAAACCAACAGACUAUUAUUGUUCUUGAAGUUAGUUUGAUUUUAAUCCUGUAUAGUUGUCUCCAAUUUGUUUUUUAUAAACGCAGAUAGUUAAGAGCUAAUGAAAGAAUGCUUUCCUAAAACAGAACAUUAGCCUUUAAAGUUAAAUAGACUUUAAGGCUUUUGUAUCUAGGUUAAUCUUUAUAAAGCAUCAGAAUCUUUGGUCAAAAGUCAAACAAAAUAUUUAACUAUAAAAAUACUGAAAUCUUUGUUUCCAUAGUCUCCUUAGCCUUUUAUAAAAGUUCCACAACUUUUGGAAUAUUGCCAUAUAGUUUUUUCUUCAUUUAAAAUGUGUUCAGAAGAGAACAAAAAAUUUGAGUACAUAAAAUUUCUGAACAAUGUGUUACUUGGUCUGGAAGUUUAAAAUUUGGACUAAAGGUUUCAUUAUAGCCUCUUAAAAUGGAAAAAAAAAAAAAAUAUAUAUAUAUAUAUAUGCUUUUUACAUCACUUUCAAGCUAAUGUAAGAAUUCUUUUGGAAAUUGGAGGUGGAAAUACACUGGAACCUCAUGAAAAUGUGAUCCCCUGGAUCACCAAAUUAGUGUUAACAGAUUUAUCCAAGGGGAUUUAGUUACUGGAAAUAAGACAAAAGCAUUAUUAUAAUGUCUCAUCAGUUAUGUGGCACUUCAACAGAGAUUCAGAGGUGAAAUUAUGCCAGUGCUUCAUUUGCCCUUUUGAAUAUAUGUGCUUGGAAUCACAGUCUCCCAAGUAUAUAACGUUUGGACCUGCCUCAUUUAAAAUACUUACCAUUUAUUUUGAACGAUUUUACCUAUAAAGUAAAAUUAAUUCUUUGGAGAUAGGAAUGGUAUAAUAUGAUCAGUCUCUUGGAAUUUUUUCAAGUCCUUAUAUUCUAAAAUAGCCUAUGGUACCAAGCAAAAUGAUAAAUUCUAGGUCUGUCUUUGUUCUUUUCAAUCAUAAAAUAUUAAGUACAUACUGUGUGCUCAGCACUAGAUGUCAGUUAAUAAAAUGACAUUUAAAAAUUGGCAUUUAGCCACAGACCAGGAAUAAGAAGUAAAAGAUGAUCACUGAUACCUGGAAAUGCCUCGAUAUUUGCUCAAGGAACAAUGAAAGCAAGAAUUUGGUGCCUUGCCCAUAAUAGGUACUCAGUAAACAAUUAUUCCUCAUAGUAGAGUCUGUUGCCAUGAUUAAUAGCAUAUUAUGAAAUUUGUCUUAAUUUUAAAAAGACCAAAUAUCUCAAAUGAGCUUAUAGGCAGCUGUGGCCAGUUAAAAUAUGGGAUUGUACAGUUAGUUCUUAGAAUGUUAUUUUGCACUAGUUGUCACUUAGAAAGAUGGGGUUCCUGUAGAUUUUUUGGUGCUAAGGAAUACUUUGUCACUAUGAUGAAGUAAAUGUUUCGUGUCAGAUAAAUAGCACACUGAAUAGUUCUUUCUGCUGGUCUGUUUUUCUCUUCGUUGUUGUUUUUAAUUGUAAAAUGUUUUAUCAAUCAAACUAUUGUAGCAGCUACAAAAGAAUUCACCAGCAUGACAAAAUGGUCAAAAAAUAAGUCAUCAGCACUUCAAAAAUGAAAGCAAUUUUUGAAAUUUUCUUUUAAAAUUGUCAAAUAUAUUUUAUGAAGAAUUUAUAAGAGGGGGGAAAUGAUUGUAAUUUAUUGUUCAUGACAGUUUUGUUUUUUUUUUAAAUAAAGUGAGUUUCAACAACAACAA
Messenger RNA from Orycteropus afer afer, 4164 nucleotides. NCBI's taxonomy places the organism in Eukaryota, Metazoa, Chordata, Mammalia, Tubulidentata, Orycteropodidae. The record is from RefSeq and is a predicted model, not a curated record.